Toxotes jaculatrix (banded archerfish) is the source of this 3995-nucleotide messenger RNA. RefSeq names its product serine/arginine repetitive matrix protein 2-like. Gene Ontology annotation, biological process: positive regulation of transcription by RNA polymerase II. The record is from RefSeq and is a predicted model, not a curated record. The coding region runs from base 2 to 3694 and encodes 1230 amino acids. Gene Ontology annotation, cellular component: nucleus. Lineage: Eukaryota; Metazoa; Chordata; Actinopteri; Toxotidae. Gene Ontology annotation, molecular function: transcription factor binding; RNA binding. The transcript has 11 exons.
CAUGUGGAACAGCAAGAUGGCGGCGCGGUGGAGGGGGGAAGACGGGGAUUUUAAUGCCGACAACAGCGACUUUCUGGCCGGCAACACGCCCAAUGAGUUGGUCCUGAUCAGAGGUGAUGUUGAUGAUGUGGAGAUGGACACUCAGUCCUGUACUGAUCACUCCAUCCUGUCCAUUUUUGAGGACUCCACUGUCACCUCAGAGGGUAAGAGUGCAACGGAGGAGGAGAGUGAGACCCUGCUGUCUGCUCUGACUGAAAUGCUGGACAGUGUGGAGACUGACGACGGGACUCUGUCUCCUUUUGAUAUUCUGCCAGACACCAAACUCCUCACCCACCUGGAGUACAGGGACAAGUCAGCGGCAACAUCACUUGCUGACAGACCAAGACCCAAAUCACCAAGUGUGACAUUCACAAAAAAGGAAGACGAGAACAAAACGGAGAGAAAGACCCUCCCACAGCUGUUCACACAACAAAGUCCAACAUUGUUUCACUCCAAAACUAAGAAAGCAGAGAAGGAAGUCGAGGUCUUCACCUCAACGUCUCUCGUCAACCUGGUUAAGCUCAUGCACCCCUACUGUCUGAAGCUGCAUGUGGAGGAGGGAGAUAAACCCAGGAAAAGCCACGCGUUAUUCUCUCAGGAAGAGGUGUGGAGGUAUGAGAGGCCCACUGAAGAGAGCGAUGAAGAGAUAAAUGUUGUAUCUGAUGAUGAGGAACCUAUGAAAGAGACAAAGGGGAAAGAAGAGGGUGAUGAAAAAAGAGAUGAUGGGAAACUCCUGAAGAGCGUGUUGCUGAAUGGAAACUCACCCAGAGCGCCGAUAUCCAGAGAGAAGAAAAGCGUGAGCUUCGGCCCCGUUCAAGUGGCUUCAUUUAACGAAUCGGUGGAAGAGGGAUUGAACGAGAAAAAUCUAACGAGUGGACACACAAGUGAGACUGUGUCAGUUCCACUAAACAGCACAGAAGCACUUGGACAUCCAUCUGGGGCAGCACUUGAACCCCAGACGACGUCGUCCUCAGAAAUGAACAGGGCUAAUGUUCGGCCACCCAAAGGUGAGACAAAGGCCAAAUCACUCAGCCUCCAACAGUACAGACAGCUGCGCCAGAAGAGACAGCCCCUCGUGGAGAAACAGCGGAACUACACAACCAAGUGGCCCUCCGUUUCUGAGCCCCCCAAGGAGUUACCCCCCAUCCUCUGUUUACAGGGACAAAGAUGUGGACCAAAGACAGAACACCACUAUCUAGACUCUACCAGAAUCGGUGCUGAUCGUCUCCAUAAACCUGGGCAUAGGACUUUAUCCCGUCGUGCCUCUCUGCUCCCGAGGCAUAGCCCCACAGAGGCAAAGCCAUCUGCUCAUCUACGUCCCUGCGGAUUAAAGCGCCCAAGACCUGAAUCCAAAACCAUCUCACCCGCUAGUCCACUGCCAGACUUCACCACUAACCCAAAUCUUAAUGUUCCUGGGAACGUAAGAAGUCCAGUAAAGAAACUAACAUUGCUCAGUAGUGAUCCCCCAAAUCCUGUCCUCGUCCCCCUGCCAGUUAGCGAAACAACAUCACAGUCCACUGCCCACACUUCAUCAGAGUCCAAAGUGGAGUCCCUUAACGAAGACUCAAACCUCCAGAGCACCACUCUAAUCCAAACUGAAUCCUCAGCAGCCUUUCUUCAAAGACAGCCAUCCUCCUCAGAGCCAAAGCCCCAGCUGUUGUUAGUAAACCAGGACAGCACCACUCAGCUUCAGGAAGAUAAAAACAUGUUUACCCAGAUAGCUUCAGAUGUCUCCUCUAGAUCUCCAGAACUGUGUCCUCCCACAACACAAACUGAAUCUGCCUCAGAGUGCAAUAAACUAGAGCCUCAAAAAUACAGUCUGUGCCCAACAAAAGAAACUGAGCUGGAACCAAACACUCCUCAGUCACCGGGUCCAGAUCCUGCGAGGCAAGUAAAGUGUCCUUCCUCCUCGCCAUACUCUUCUCAGUCACCUUCUCCUGUAAAUGCUGUCGUACCAGUAAAGGAGGAGGUGUUAUCAGAGGGUCCCUCGAGUGUUUCUCCUGAGGAACCAAAACUCAUGCUUCAGGUUGGCUGUUCAGCAUCCGUCUCAGGAAUUGAAGCCCCUGAUCUGACCAGCCUGCUGGAACAGUUUGAGGAAACACAAGCUAAAGAGGGGAGAGACUGUGAAAACGAGUCCAGUCUCCUUAGUGCUACUCCACCUUCGAACCUACAAACAGAUGGACACUUGAAGCUGGACAGAAAUCAGCCUGUAGGAUCAGAAAAGACCUCCAGACUACCACUGACCCCCUCUGUGGAAGCACUUGAACCUUUAAGCGUUUCUAAAACACCCGGGACUCUGAAAGCUCUCAGGAAUCUGCCACAACUCCAAACGAUGGAGCGUAUGGACAUCCCCGAGCCCCUCGGCACUGAAAUCAUCCUCAGCACUCAGCAACAGCAGCCUGCAAGACGCAAAAAUCCUCCAUCCAAGGCCAUUCAGAUCAUCGACCCCCGUCCCCUACCGUCCAGAAAGACUCACAUUAGCACUUCAGAGCCCCCCGCUGCUCAGACCUCUCCUCACACGUAUUCAUCUGUAUCCUCGGAUCAUGAUUACUGCGGGCCUGUGGAUCAAACACUUACAAGUGCUGCUCAGCGGAGCAGAGCUAAGCCCUCUUUACACAAGGACACUUCUAAAAUUCCUAAUGAACUGGAGGUGACUACUCUCGACCCAAGUGCUGCUGCUGAAUGGAAAACACAGACCUCGACUGGACAGACGAAGUCUCACUCUGAGCAACCCAGGACCAGAUCAGAGCCAAACCCUGACAAAGCUCUGCGGUUUUCAGGCUGCAGUGCUGCCGCAGGCGAUGGCGGUGCAAGUGAGGUCAAGACUCCCCCGUGCAUUCUCCCUACACCUCCACCCAGCCCUCCCGUCAGAGGGAGGGAGAAGAGAAGAUAUAGGAGAAGAUCCCCUCACUCUGACUCCAGCUCCAGCUCUCGCUGCUCCUCCUCAUCAUCCUCCUCCUCCAGCUCUGCGUCUCGCUCUCCUAAAAGACAGAAGCUUCAUCGCCAACGUUCAGAGAGCAGUUCAUGUUCGUCGUCCCCCUGCCGCUCCAUUUCCCGCUCCAUGUCCCGCUCCCCACCUCGGCACUACAGGCUGUCCUACGCUAGAUCAAGAUGCAGCAGGUCAAGAUCCAGAUCUUGGUCCCGGUCCAGGUCCCCAUCCAGAUCCCGAUCACCAUCCCCACGUAUUUGCCACAGGCAGUGGAAUAAUAUUUACAGCAGCAGAGAGUCCAGGAGGCUGAGGAGAGAACACGAGAUGAGGAUUCAGAAACUUAAAGCCAUCGAUGAGCGCAGGGUGGUGUACGUCGGCCGCAUCCGCAGGUCUAUGACACACGAUGAGCUGAGAGAACGCUUCUCUCAGUUCGGAGAAGUGGAAUGUGUUUCGCUCCACUUCAGAGACAGAGGCGACCACUACGGUUUUGUCACAUUCUACACCAUGGAAGAUGCUUUCGCGGCCAUCGAUAACGGCGGCAAACUACGGAAGCCUGACGAGCUGCCGUUUGACAUCUGCUUCGGUGGUAGAAGACAGUUCUGCAAUUCAAACUACUCUGAUCUAGACGCAAACAGAGAUGCAGACCCGUCUCCUGCCAACAACAGGUUCGAGGACCUCGACUUUGAUUCGUUGCUGAAACAGGCCCAGAGAGGAUUAAAGAGGUAGCGGAGCACCGAGCUGGAUGUGGCAGCGACGAAAAGAACACUUCACAAACCUCAGAGCAUUUCGCUCGCACUUAUGUAGCAAACAUUUGUAUGUUAGUGUUUUUUCUUUUCAUGUUUUGACUCUAAAUACGCAUGCAGUUUUUAUGUGUGCAGUAAUUAUAAACAAAUAUGUAGCACUCUUAAUUUGAAAACAUUUAUUAAUGGAACUGGCUAAAGAUUUCUGUUGCAUUCCAUAACACUGAUAAAGUUUUGUAUAUGUAAAAAAAUAAAUAAAAAUAAAGGCUGUUCAUUGUGUUUCCUGA